Molecule: messenger RNA, 822 nt
Organism: Arachis duranensis
Lineage: Eukaryota; Viridiplantae; Streptophyta; Magnoliopsida; Fabales; Fabaceae
Exons: 5
Coding region: 1-822 (273 amino acids)
Source: RefSeq, a predicted model, not a curated record
AUGGGUAGGAAAGGUCGUUACACGAAAAAACCCAAAUUAAGACUAGGAUGUCAGCAACUUCAAACGGCUCCACCUCCGGCUUCGGCUUCCCACCGUGAUGACUCUCAAAUUCUCCCGGACAGUGGUGAUAGUGUCCCUACAACUUCACAUUCUCUUGAUCAAGAAGCUGGUGACCCCUUUGUUGAUACUAGUGCUCAGAGUCGCAAAGGACACAAGACUAUAGAGUUUUGGGAAAUUAAGAUAAUCGAUUCUGACGGCACAAUCAAGCCGACAAAACUAAGCGUAAGGGUGGCUAUGGAACGGCUUAACGAUAGAAAAAUCGUGCUCAAGUUCAACAAUGCAAAUCAAGCAAUUGGAGAUGAAGCUGGACUGUUGAGUGCGUGCUUGCAAAUUUUUUACUUUGAUGAAGUUAGUGAAAGAACUAUCAAGAAAAAUAUUUUGAAAAGUACAGAGAAGGCUUGGAAGGAAACAAGGCUGAGGUUGUAUAAUGAUUAUUACGAGCCAACAUUCACAAAUGAACAAAACAUUGAGCGUUGUCCACCGGGAAAUGAUCGAGAGCACUGGAGAUGGUUCCUUGACUAUCGCGCCAAAGCUGAAAUAAAGGAGAAGUGCAAGAAAAACACGAUUAAUCAAUCAAAACAACUAUAUACCCACACUGGCGGUUCAAAAAGCUUUGCACGGCGGAUGGAAGAAGAGGUACUUUACCUUUUUAUUCACUCUUUAGAAUAUUUCUAUGACUUAAGUUUCCUUGAUUGUGUGGAAUACAAUGAUGGCAUAAACUUUGUUGAUACGGUCGAAACAACAAGGGAAAUGAGUCGGUAG